Messenger RNA from Aplysia californica (California sea hare), 1229 nucleotides. Its product is annotated as U11/U12 small nuclear ribonucleoprotein 35 kDa protein. NCBI's taxonomy places the organism in Eukaryota, Metazoa, Mollusca, Gastropoda, Aplysiida, Aplysiidae. Gene Ontology annotation, molecular function: snRNA binding; mRNA binding. Gene Ontology annotation, cellular component: U12-type spliceosomal complex; precatalytic spliceosome. Gene Ontology annotation, biological process: mRNA splicing, via spliceosome. The record is from RefSeq and is a predicted model, not a curated record.
GCCCUUUCAGUUGCUGACACAACAAUGGCAUCAUUCUGCCCAGUUUUUGUCGACAAAUAUGAUCCACUGAAAGCAGGAAGUAUUGAUGGCACAGAUGAAUACCCUCAUGAUAAAGGUGUGGUUAGGGCACUGAAUGCAGUUUAUAAGCCCAACAGAUUUGUGAAAGGAGCCCCGGAAUGUACUGUUUUUGUUGGUCGCCUGAACCCAAACACUGUUGAAGAAACCAUAGAAGAUUCUCUUAAGGACUUCGGAAAAAUUCUAAGUGUCAGAAUUGUUCGGGACAUUGUCACUGGUUUUUCAAAGUGUUACGGAUUUGUGGAGUUUUCUGAUCCUUACGAGGCUAGAGAUGCCUGUAAGAAUGGAAAUAAAAUUGUCAUUGAUGAUCAUGAGAUUUUGGUAGAUUCAGAAAAGGAAAGAACUCUUAAAGGAUGGAUUCCACGACGAUUAGGAGGUGGCAUCGGAGGAAAAAGGGAGUCUGGUCAACUGAGAUUUGGUGGUAAAGAUAGGCCUUUCAAAAAACCAAUACAGACUUUGCACCAAGCCCAGGAUUACAAAGACUUUGGUUUCAAGGAUUAUUCAAGGAAUUCAAGGAGAGACAAAGGCAGAGAUGAUUAUCAGAAUCGAAAUAGAGAUCGUUAUAGGUGACCAAAAACAAUGUUAAAUACAUUGUAAGUCCUGACUGUCGGGGCAGAGAUUGCAUCAGUCUCUCCUCCACCUUCCAUCAAUUUGGUGUUUUGAAGGACUGGCUUCAUUUCAGUUGCUUUCUUUUUUAAAGCGACAUGAUUGUUUUGUUAACAUCAAUUCUAGUUCUAGCAUGAGAGCAUUAUGUGGAUUAGCCGAUCCACAAACAUCACUCGCCGCACCGCUCAAAGUUACAGAUUGCCCAUCCUUAACGCGGAUGUAAAAGAACUGCUUUAAAAAAGUGUUAUUUAGAACAGCUACAUUGGCCCCCAGAACAACUGAAGGCAGUCCAUGAGCAAUCAGUAAAUCCUAUUUCUUUGGUACAAAAAGAACAAGAACAAUAAUAGGGGAAAAAUGUGCAUUAUGCAACUCGUUCUUUUCCUCAACAACUGCUAUAAUUACUACUAAGGACUUGAAUCUAUGGCAAAGGGGAAACACUUUUAAAUAUUUUCAGUGGUCAAAUUGUAUACAUUUUGUAUCUACAUCAUACGACGUACCGAUACUCUAAGGCUCUAUGUAAGGUAUCGAAUAAGCGUAAAAUUUAGUUG